Molecule: messenger RNA, 531 nt
Organism: Oreochromis aureus
Lineage: Eukaryota; Metazoa; Chordata; Actinopteri; Cichliformes; Cichlidae
Product: ribonuclease inhibitor-like
Exons: 4
Coding region: 49-405 (118 amino acids)
Molecular function (GO): protein binding
Source: RefSeq, a predicted model, not a curated record
UGUGGUUUCCUGGAGAAUCCAGGAUGUAAACUUGAAACUCUGAGAUUGAUGGACUGUGGUUUGUCAAAGAUCAGCUGUGAUUAUCUGGCAGCAGCGCUGAAGUCCAACCCCUCCCAUCUGAGAGCGCUGGAGCUGAACUUCAACGAGAAGCUGCAGGAUUCAGGAGUGAAGCAUCUGUGUGGUUUUCUGGAGAGUCCAGGAUGUGGACUUGAAACUCUGAGUUUGGACGGCUGUGGUUUGUCAAAGGUCAGCUGUGAUUAUCUGGCAGCAGCGCUGAAGUCCAACCCCUCCCAUCUGAGAGCGCUGGACCUGAAAUCAAACAAGCUGAAGUAUCCAAAUGUGAAGCAGCUGUUUGAUCUUCAGCAGAGUCCGGACUACAGACUGGAGUGGCUGGCGUGGACCUGAUGAUGUUAAACAGGACGGUGUGUGUGCUGAGAGAGGAGGAGCUGUGUCCUGAUGAUCCAGAGAGGUUGAAGCAGCAGCAGCUUGUGUGUAGAGACGCUCUGACUGGGCCAUGUUACUGGGAGGUGG